This is a messenger RNA of Myzus persicae (green peach aphid), 501 nucleotides long. RefSeq names its product zinc finger MYM-type protein 1-like. Bases 1 to 501 code for a protein of 166 amino acids. Lineage: Eukaryota; Metazoa; Arthropoda; Insecta; Hemiptera; Aphididae. The record is from RefSeq and is a predicted model, not a curated record. The transcript has a single exon.
AUGGAAAAUUUUAAUGAUGAAUUUAAAUCAAAAAGAAGAUCAUUACCAAAUAACGCCAAGUACACCAGUCCACAGAUUCAAAAUGAAAUGUUGUCAAUUUUUAAUGAUAUGAUCCAAGCCAUAAUAAGUGAUGAGCUACAAAAGUCUCAAUAUUUUUCUAUUAUAGUAGAUGAAACAAAAGACAUAAGCAAAAUAGAGCAGAUAUCAGUAGUUAUAAGAUACUUCUUGAAUGGUGUAAUUUAUGAGCGUUUUAUGGGCUACCGAGCAGCUAAGUCAUUAUGUGCUAAAUCUCUUCUUGUAUAUAUUAAAGAAAUUAUUGCCAAUAGUAAUAUUGAUAUUAUGAAAUGUGUUUCACAAACUUAUGAUGGGGCCAGUGUAAUGAGUGGACGGUUGAAUGGGGUUCAAGCAUUGUUUCGUGAAGAAGUAUACCUCAAGCCAUUUAUGUGCACUGUUAUAACCAUAGACUUAAUCUCAUUAUAUCCGAUGUUUGUAAAAAUGUAA